This is a messenger RNA of Myotis lucifugus (little brown bat), 3309 nucleotides long. Its product is annotated as beta-adrenergic receptor kinase 2. The transcript is spliced from 21 exons. Lineage: Eukaryota; Metazoa; Chordata; Mammalia; Chiroptera; Vespertilionidae. The record is from RefSeq and is a predicted model, not a curated record. Gene Ontology annotation, molecular function: G protein-coupled receptor binding; G protein-coupled receptor kinase activity; ATP binding. Gene Ontology annotation, biological process: G protein-coupled receptor signaling pathway; regulation of signal transduction; protein phosphorylation.
AUGGGCACCUUGCCUGCCCGGUGUCAUCGCGGGAGCAGCAUCAGCCCCGUUUUACUGAACGUGCAGGUGCCCAGGGAGGUUUACAUGCAAGACCUUUCUGCCCGGUGCCAGCUGAACGUGGCCCAGGGUCUCCGGAGCCGGAAAAGUAUCCGGAGCGUGAUGCAGAAGUAUCUUGAGGAGAGAAAUGAAAUCACCUUCGACAAGAUUUUCAAUCAGAAAAUUGGUUUCUUGCUAUUUAAAGAUUUUUGUUUGAAUGAAAUUAAUGAAGCUGUACCUCAGGUGAAGUUUUAUGAAGAGAUAAAAGAAUACGAAAAGCUUGAUAACGAGGAAGAUCGUCUGAGUCGAAGUCGGCAGAUUUAUGACACCUACAUCAUGAAGGAGCUGCUGUCUUGUUCGCAUGUGAGUGCUGCCUGUCGGGUCUGUCACUGCCAGAAUCAUUGAUCCGCUAAGCAAGUGACGUCUGCGCUCUUCCAGCCAUACAUAGAAGAAAUCUGUGAAAGUCUUCGAGGCAACAUUUUUCAAAAAUUUAUGGAAAGUGACAAGUUCACUCGAUUCUGUCAGUGGAAAAAUGUAGAAUUAAAUAUCCAUUUGACCAUGAAUGAUUUCAGCGUACAUAGGAUCAUCGGGCGAGGCGGCUUUGGAGAAGUCUAUGGCUGCCGGAAAGCAGACACUGGAAAAAUGUAUGCAAUGAAAUGCUUGGAUAAGAAGAGGAUCAAGAUGAAACAAGGAGAAACAUUAGCCUUAAAUGAAAGGAUUAUGUUGUCGCUCGUGAGUACAGGAGAUUGUCCUUUCAUUGUCUGCAUGACCUACGCCUUCCACACUCCAGAUAAACUCUGCUUCAUCUUGGACCUGAUGAACGGGGGCGACCUGCACUAUCACCUGUCACAGCACGGGGUGUUCUCCGAGAAGGAGAUGCGCUUCUACGCCACCGAGAUCAUCCUGGGGCUGGAGCACAUGCACCAUCGCUUCGUCGUGUACAGGGACCUGAAGCCCGCAAAUAUCCUCUUGGAUGAGUACGGACACGUCAGGAUAUCAGAUCUCGGUCUGGCCUGUGAUUUCUCCAAAAAGAAGCCGCACGCGAGCGUGGGUACGCACGGGUACAUGGCUCCCGAGGUGCUGCAGAAGGGGACGGCCUACGACAGCAGUGCGGACUGGUUCUCCCUGGGCUGCAUGCUCUUCAAGCUUCUGAGAGGAUCUGAGGUCUUCCUUUGGGGCCAUUCGGGGCAGAAGCUCCUCGGUGAAGCCUGUGACGUGCUCUGUUACCCUCCACCCCUGAUUCCUCCCCGGGGAGAAGUGAAUGCGGCCGACGCCUUCGACAUCGGCUCCUUUGACGAAGAGGACACCAGAGGCAUCAAGCUUCUGGACUGUGACCAAGAGCUCUACAAGAACUUCCCGCUGGUCAUCUCCGAGCGCUGGCAGCAGGAGGUGGUGGAGACCAUCUACGAAACAGUGAACUCGGACACGGAUAAGAUCGAGGCCAGGAAGAGGGCGAAGAACAAGCAGCUGGGCCACGAAGAAGAUUACGCCAUGGGAAAGGACUGUAUUAUGCACGGGUACAUGCUGAAACUGGGGAACCCGUUUCUGACUCAGUGGCAGCGUCGAUAUUUUUACCUCUUUCCAAACAGACUUGAAUGGAGAGGAGAGGGGGAGUCCCGGCAAAAUUUACUGACCAUGGAACAGAUUAUGUCUGUGGAAGAAACUCAGUUUAAAGACAAAAAAUGCAUUUUGUUGAGGAUAAAAGGAGGGAAGCAAUUUGUCUUACAAUGUGAGAGCGACCCCGAGUUUGUGCAGUGGAAGAAGGAGCUGACGGAGACGUUUACCGAGGCCCAGCGGCUGCUGCGACGAGCGCCCAAGUUCCUCAACAAGUCCCGCGCGGGCGUCGUGGAGCUCGCGAAGCCGCCCCUCUGCCACCGGAGCAGCAACGGCCUCUGACAGCCGGGACGCGGGUCCCGGGGAAGACGGUGCCUGGGGGACGUCCUCACGGGUGUUCUCGGCCCUGGACGUGGAGCCUUUCGGAGGAGGAGGAGGAGGAGGCCUAGAGGAUGGAUCGCUCAUCCCGGUCCUUGCAUCGCUGGGAAGACGCGGCCGCCGGGAUGCUCCUGCUCGCGGUCCUGACCAUUCUCGGCCCGGGCGGCCUCCCUCCCGUCCUGGGGGGCCCCCCCGCCAGCCUCAUAUUUGUCCACAGUCGAAACUACUGAGGAAAAGGAAGUUUUUUCUCCGCCGCACACUCAUUUUGGUACCUAUGAACCUAGAACUUGAGGCGAUCACUACUCACCAGUUUUUACGUCUGAUAUCAAACAUAUCUUGUACUUGUCCGGAUGGAAGGUGCCCGUCCGCCGUGUGGGCUCACAGGUCGCCCGGGGUCGCCGUGUUUUACCCAGAAACAGUCACUGCGGAUUUUCUACGUCGUUGCUCUCCAUGCUCCUGGGAUGGGAGGCCAGCCGUGUGAUUCUUCCGUGCAUCUCAGACCCGGCUCCGUGCUGUCCUGAGUUCGAAAGCUGAAGAUGCUUUCUGGGACGGUUGUGCUUGGGCCCCUCACCGUGUGGCUGCACCCCCAGCUGCGGGUCUGCCCCCCCCCUCCCCCAGGGAGCGCUCGUUGCGCUGGGCAUGGAGGGCACGGCCCCCGAGGACACGGGAGCCCGUGGGAACUGCCGGCGCUCGACCACUGGAGAUGUUGACAGCGAUUCCGAAGGCGAGGCCGGCGCGGGGUUUUAAACUUCAGGGUAAUGACGAUCGUCAGAAAUCUUCGAGGACACGAGCCGCACUUUCACGUGUCCGGGUGCACAGGGACAUUUGGGGGCGAGUCCGUUGCGUUUCGACAGCAGGCCGUGGUGUGACUCGGGCGAUCUGGUUCCUUCUGCCUGACCUCAGAGAACAUAUCAGCGAUGGAUGUGUGAAGGAAGGAAACUGUUGUACCUUUUGGUGUAAUUUAAAUGAAUUUUAUUGAAAAAAGAACGAAUGUGUCCCAAUGGGUUCCUUGUGUAUUUGGAUCUAUGUUGUCAUUCGUGAGUGACCCCGUGCCCUGGGCGGGUCGUCCCGUGACCGGGACGUUAGAGCGUGAAGACUCUUCGCCUGAUCCCAGCGGCGUCCUUUCCCCGUGGUUUUCCCCUGGCGAGUUCCAGGCCCUUCUCACGCCCCAAGUAAAUGCUGGGUUAUAAGAACCAGUGUGUUUGCCAGCAAAGCCCUCCGUGUCAUCAGACUAAAAAUAAUAACAGCAAUUUCAAAAAGUCCACUUGUUGGUCCUGUUCCCAGCGCACUUUUAUUGUUCGUUUCUAAGUUAAUAACAAUAUACAAAACUUGACAUCGUAA